Messenger RNA from Miscanthus lutarioriparius, 1080 nucleotides. Lineage: Eukaryota; Viridiplantae; Streptophyta; Magnoliopsida; Poales; Poaceae. The record is from the annotation of a GenBank genome assembly.
AUGAAGAUGCAGAUCUUCGUUAAGACCCUCACUGGCAAGACCAUCACCCUUGAGGUUGAGUCCUCAGACACUAUUGACAAUGUCAAGGCUAAGAUCCAGGACAAGGAAGGCAUUCCUCCGGAUCAGCAGAGGCUGAUCUUUGCUGGCAAGCAGCUCGAGGAUGGCCGUACCCUAGCUGACUACAACAUCCAGAAGGAGUCCACCCUCCACCUGGUGCUCAGGCUCAGGGGAGGCAUGCAGAUCUUCGUCAAGACCCUCACUGGCAAGACUAUCACGCUUGAGGUCGAGUCUUCUGACACGAUCGACAACGUGAAGGCCAAGAUCCAGGACAAGGAGGGAAUCCCCCCUGACCAGCAGCGUCUCAUCUUCGCUGGCAAGCAGCUUGAGGAUGGCCGCACCCUCGCUGACUACAACAUCCAGAAGGAGUCGACUCUCCACCUUGUACUCAGGCUGAGGGGUGGCAUGCAGAUCUUCGUCAAGACCCUCACUGGCAAGACCAUCACCUUGGAGGUGGAGUCCUCGGACACCAUUGACAAUGUGAAGGCGAAGAUCCAGGACAAGGAGGGCAUACCCCCGGACCAGCAGCGUCUCAUCUUUGCCGGCAAGCAGCUUGAGGAUGGCCGCACCCUUGCUGACUACAACAUCCAGAAGGAGUCCACCCUUCACCUGGUGCUCCGCCUUCGUGGUGGUAUGCAGAUCUUCGUCAAGACCCUCACUGGCAAGACCAUCACCCUGGAGGUGGAGUCCUCUGACACCAUCGACAAUCUUGAGGAUGGCCGCACCCUGGCAGACUACAACAUCCAGAAGGAGUCCACCCUUCACCUGGUGCUCCGCCUUCGCGGUGGUAUGCAGAUCUUCGUCAAGACCCUCACUGGCAAGACCAUCACUCUGGAGGUGGAGUCCUCUGACACCAUCGACAAUGUGAAGGCGAAGAUCCAGGACAAGGAGGGCAUCCCCCCGGACCAGCAGCGUCUCAUCUUUGCCGGCAAGCAGCUGGAGGAUGGCCGCACCCUGGCAGACUACAACAUCCAGAAGGAGUCCACUCUCCACCUGGUGCUCCGUCUCCGUGGUGGCCAGUAA